Cornus florida is the source of this 4155-nucleotide messenger RNA. RefSeq names its product pentatricopeptide repeat-containing protein At1g18900-like. Lineage: Eukaryota; Viridiplantae; Streptophyta; Magnoliopsida; Cornales; Cornaceae. Gene Ontology annotation, molecular function: protein binding. The record is from RefSeq and is a predicted model, not a curated record. The transcript is spliced from 2 exons. Bases 1189 to 3801 code for a protein of 870 amino acids.
UACGAUUGUUUUGCUUGCUGGGUUUUAGCUGUUUUGGCUGUUUUACUUGGAGAUUAAUUUCUCUGUUGAAUAACUACUGAAUUAUUGUUUUUUCCCUUAUUUUUGGAGAUUUAGAAAUUGGGUUUCUUUUGUAACUUUUGUUGAUGGCUCUUAGAUAUUGUAAAGAUUGGUUCUUUUAUGAGUCUACUUGAUCAAAAUGGACGACAAUUUUUUGGGGGCAAAAUUGUCCUUUAUGUUGAUUUAUAUAUCUGGAAAAGAGGGUUUUUUUUUUUUUUUACGAGAUAGUUUAAUGGGUCUUGAGGAAUGAAAUUUCUAUGUUUUAAUAGGGUCUUGUUUGGGCUUUGGAAGUACUUUUUCUGCUAUUGGAAGCAAAAUUCUGCUUUGAUAUUGUUGCUUAAAGAAGUAAAAGAAGUAUUUCCAGAAUGCAUGGUACGGGACUAUAUAUUUUUAAAACAAUGAUGGUAUUAUUCACAAUUUCGAAUGAUAUUUAGAUAAACAUUUUAUACAUAUCACUGAAAUUAUUAAUUGAUAGUAAAAUUGAUAAUUUUGAUAUACGGUGCAUCUUAUUUUGUUUUUGCAUCUUGAAAUUGAAUUUUUUCACAUGCAAGGUAAUUAACAAAAUGGGAUAAAAAAAUAAAAUAAAAAAAAAACCCUUUAAAAUCAUACUUCUUUUUGAACCUGUUUUUCUUUUAAAAUGGCAAAAAUUAAAAUUUUCUUAAUCCUAUGAUUUGAAAGCAGUGGUGGAGCUAGGAAUCUACGGGAAACCAUCAACAAUAAUGUGAUAAGAGAUUUUGAACGAAAAAAAUAAAUAGCAAGGAGGGGUCAUUUUUUAAUUUUGAUUCUUAAACAUUUUUUGGGAUCCAUUGGAGGGAUGAAAAGACUUGGGCUUUUUUGAAUUUUGAAAAUUUUAUUGGAAAAAUGAGUUAGAAAAUGAGGAAUCUUUUUGAAUUUUUACGGUCUUUUGUGAAUUUGAUAAAAGUUCAGUGGGGGGCAAUUUAGGAACUAUCAAAAUUUGUGCAUAAAAAAUAUAAAUAACUGAAAAUUCCAGUGGGGGCAAUUAAGUGACAUCUCCAAUCACUAACUGUACCGCUAGCCUGGUUAAAAGCUAAUCCAGCUAACCAUACCUAUGAAUCGAAAUGCAGCAGAAAGGGUGGUCUCGAAGAUCAGACAGAAAGAUAUCAAUAGAUUAUGUUACGAACAAAGCAACUUGGUACCCUUUCCCAAUCUGCCAGGUCCUUUUUCCUUGGUGGGCCACGUAGUGCAGCAGAUGGAAGUUCAUGCACUAGUCCUGAAGAUGAAACUUGUGUUUCAAAAAAGCAGCAUACGAAAAAGCAGCAUACGAGGAAUGAAGCACGACAUGCACAAACACCAUCCACCCUAGUACCCGAAACUUCAACAAAAGUAGGUUCUCUGGUUUCGGGAGAUGCAGUGAAGGUGGUGAAUUCUCACAAAGCUGAGGGUGUUGAUUGCUCAGCUUCUUUACCACAGGUUAUAUCUGCUAACAAUUCUUCAGGGAGAGCAGACUGUGUCAGCUAUGCUGGUAGCAUAGUUGCUGUUCAAAAGGAGAUGGUGCAUUCACCUCCUAUUGCCGACCAGUUUGUCAGGGCAGGUAUUGCCGCAGUGAGUUUUUUGUCUGAUUUAGUAAAUUAUAAAAUUCCUUUGUCAGAUGAGAGUGGAAUGCCUUCAUCUCCCCACAAUUGUAUGGUCAAUCCUGCAAGGCCUCUUUCCAAUAUCAAACCCUCAAAUGUAAAAAACUUCAGAAAAGACAAAAUUCGUGGAAAUCCAUCUGCUGGGACAACAUCAUGUUCUGAGCCCACAAGCAACUCUAAUGAUGUAAAAGGUAGAGGUGAAAGUUUUGUCUCAGUUAAAGGUGUAAACCAUGUUAAUGACACAGUGAAUUCAGUAGGGAUGCAUGGUAAAUCUUCAGAUUCUCAUGAUAGGAAAAGGUAUAUUCCUCAGAAAUCAAAAGCUUAUUCAAACUGCUCCAUUUCCAACAUACAGUCUUCAGAAGGAAAUAUUUCUAGGGAAACUACAGAAAUUUUCAAGAAGCUCCCAAGAGAUGCAAAAAUACCCAAAGGAGUUGCUCCAACGGCUAAUCAGUUUCCCAGCACGGGUCAUCUGGUGGAAAAAGUUACUCAUAUAUUGCGACAGUUAAAAUGGGGCCCCGCAACAGAGGAGGCUCUUAAAAAACUCAACUGUUCAAUGGAUGCAUAUCAAGCAAACCAAAUACUUAAGCAGGUUCAAGACCAUUCAGUUGCUCUUGCCUUUUUCUAUUGGUUAAAACGACAAACCGGAUUCAGGCAUGAUGGGCAUACUUACACCACCAUGGUUGGCAUCCUUGGCCGCGCCAAACAGUUUGGUGCAGUAAACAAGUUACUCGAACAGAUGAUCCGGGAUGGAUGUCAGCCCAAUGUUGUGACAUAUAACCGUAUCAUUCACAGUUAUGGCCGUGCAAACUAUUUGAAUGCAGCAGUCAAUGUUUUCAAUCAGAUGCAGGAAGCAGGAUGUGAACCUGAUCGUGUCACAUAUUGUACACUCAUUGACAUCCAUGCAAAAGCCGGCUAUCUUGAUUUUGCCAUGGAAAUGUACCAGAGGAUGCAACGGGCUGGCCUUUCUCCUGACACUUUCACUUAUAGUGUCAUCAUCAAUUGCCUUGGCAAAGCUGGCCAUUUGGCUGCUGCCCACAAGCUAUUCUGCGAGAUGGUUGAUCAGGGCUGUGUUCCCAACUUAGUUACAUAUAAUAUUAUGAUUGCUUUGCAAGCCAAGGCGAGGAACUACCCGCAUGCAUUACAGCUUUAUCGUGACAUGCAGAAUGCUGGAUUUGAACCAGACAAAGUGACUUACAGCAUAGUUAUGGAGGUGCUUGGCCAUUGUGGGUACCUUGAAGAAGCAGAGGCAAUUUUUACUGAGAUGAUGCGGAAGAACUGGGUUCCAGAUGAGCCUGUUUAUGGUCUUCUAGUGGACCUCUGGGGAAAGGCUGGGAAUGCAGAAAAGGCUUGGGGAUGGUAUCGAGCGAUGCUCAACGCGGGUUUACGCCCUAAUGUGCCCACAUGCAAUUCGCUGCUUAGUGCUUUCCUUAGGGUACACCGGCUGUCAGAUGCAUAUAACUUGCUCCAGAGCAUGCUUAGUUUGGGUUUGAACCCUUCCCUGCAAACUUAUACCCUGCUACUUAGUUGUUGUACUGAAGCCCAAACAUCUUUUGACAUGGGGUUUUGUGGUGAGCUCAUGGCAGUCACGGGCCACCCAGCACAUAUGUUCCUGUUGUCCAUGCCGUCAUCUGGACCUGAUGGCCAGAAUGUGCGGGAUCAUGUUACCAAUUUCUUAGACCUGAUGCACAGUGAAGAUAGAGAGAGCAAGAGGGGUCUUGUGGAUGCAGUGGUCGAUUUUCUCCACAAAUCUGGGCUCAAGGAGGAGGCUGGAUCUGUUUGGGAGGUGGCCGCACAGAAGAAUGUGUAUCCAGAUGCAGUUAGAGAGAAAAGCUCAUCUUAUUGGCUGAUAAACUUGCAUGUUAUGUCGGAUGGAACUGCUGUGACAGCACUGUCAAGGACACUUGCCUGGUUUCACAGGCAGAUGCUUGUGUCAGGGAAUUGUCCCAGCCGCAUUGACAUUGUGACGGGAUGGGGCCGGCGGAGCAAGGUGACAGGAGCUUCUUUGGUAAGGCAGUCAGUGCAGGAAUUGCUGAAUAUAUUUAGCUUUCCAUUUUUCACUGAGAAUGGUAAUUCAGGGUGUUUUGUUAGCUGCGGGGAGCCUCUUAGUAGAUGGUUAAUCCAAUCAUACGUGGAGCGCAUGCAUUUACUGUAGUAUGUAAUUUAUUCAGUCUCGCAUUGCAGCGUGAACACAGUUCACAGUUUUGAACGGGAAGGGGAACUUGCAUCACCUCAUGUGCUAACCGUUUAUUUAAGUUAUUUUUGUGCAGUGCUAUUUUAAAACCAGCCGGUGCAUCACAUAUCUAUUCAUGCCAGUUUUUGAGGUUUGUGUUCCUAACACGUAUACGUUUGAAUCCGUUUUUGGCUCUUGAAAUUUAUCACGGUUUGAAUCCGUUUUUAGUUCAAAUUGAUUCUGUUUCAGUGGUGUCUCCUUACUUUGUAUCUUGAAGCAAAUGAUUUUGUACUGACUCAUACAAUUUUAUUUAUUCAUUUACUGAUUAAUUGUGUA